Molecule: messenger RNA, 1630 nt
Organism: Poecile atricapillus (Black-capped chickadee)
Lineage: Eukaryota; Metazoa; Chordata; Aves; Passeriformes; Paridae
Product: membrane protein MLC1-like
Exons: 11
Coding region: 1-1137 (378 amino acids)
Biological process (GO): regulation of response to osmotic stress
Cellular component (GO): endoplasmic reticulum; plasma membrane; cytoplasmic vesicle
Source: RefSeq, a predicted model, not a curated record
AUGACCAGGGAAGAAGGUUACAGAGAAGAAUUUAGCUAUGACAGGAUGCCAACUUUGGAGCGGGGAAAACAAGAGAAUGGAAAUUAUAUACCAGAUAUCAAAUCCAGUGACCUUCAGCUGUCAAAGAGGCUGCAUCCUUGCUUUAGUUACAAAACAUGGAUAUUUUCUUUGCUGAUGGGAACUUGCCUCCUUAUUACUUCUGGAUUUUCACUAUAUCUGGGAAAUAUUUUUCCAUCUGAAAUGGAUUAUUUACGUUGUGCAGCAGGUUCAUGUAUUCCUUCAGCAGUUGUGAGCUUUGCUAUAGCAAGGAGUAAAAUUAAUGUGAUACCAAAUUUUCAGAUUCUAUUUGUCUCUACAUUUGCUGUUACAACAACAUGUUUAAUUUGGUUUGGAUGCAAACUUGUCCUCAAUCCAUCAGCUAUAAAUAUAAAUUUCAACUUGAUUCUACUUAUUCUGCUGGAAAUCUUCAUGGCAACUACUGUGAUCAUUUCAGCUAGGUCUACUGAAGACUGCUGUACAAGAAAGAAAAAUACUGCAUAUGACAGUGCCAUUGUUUUGAGCAAUGUCAGCUUUCCUGCUCGAAUUCUGAAGUCAUACUCAGUAAUUGAGGUGAUUAUUGGAAUUUCAUCAGUGUUUGGUGGAAUAAUUGCUUUGAAUAUGGAUGUUCUAGUCUCAGGUCCAUACCUCUCAGUGACAUUCUUUUGGAUCUUAGUUGCUUGCUUUCCAAGUGCUAUUGCAAGUCAUGUAGCUGCUGAAUAUCCAAGUAAAUGUCUGGUUGAGGUCCUGAUUGCCAUUAGCAGUGUUACCUCUCCUUUGUUGUUCACUGCUUCUGCAUACUUAUCCUUCAGUAUCAUGCAAGUUGUUGACAUCUUUAAAAGUUACCCACCUGCCGUUAAACAAUCUUAUGAUGUACUCCUGUUGCUUCUGAUGUUGAUGCUCCUAAUUCAGGCAUGCCUUACUAUUGGAACUGUAAUACAGUGUGUGAAUUACAAGACAAAAAUGAAACUACAAGAUUCAGCAUGGACACCAUCACAGGUUAAAAAACAGGAAUACAGAGCAGAGGUUUCCAAUAAUACCUUAAAGGAUUUUGACAAAGAUAAAGCUUGGAAAGCGGUUGUGGUGCAGAUGGCUCAGUAGUUUGGAUUCUACAAAUGCAACCAACACAGCACAAUCCAAUAAGAUAAAUCAAAUGUUUGAAUUAAGGUUUAAAAACUUUUCCAUUUUUAAACAGCAAUAUAGUUGCAGCAGUAGGAGCCAUGGAAUAACACAGUAAAUGAUGUAUCUUUCUAAUAAUUUUAAAAUUUGUUGAUAAUAUUUUUAACACAUCUGUGUUUUCUGUUGAUAUCUGUAGGCUAGUGUUUAGAAGAUACCUUUAGAAAAAGGUAAUGAGUCACGGAUUUAUGCUGAUGGCAAAGUAAAAUAUUGCAAUAUGUAGUAGGCUUCAUAUAUUUGCAAGAGAUUGUUAUAACUGCAGUUAUGCAGUCAGUGUGACUGAUGAAUGCUUUUGUAAAGUUAUGAGUACAAGUCAUAAUUGAUGUUUUUGCUUAUACUUCACUUUUGUAGGAGUUGUAAAGUUGUUCUGCAUCUUAUUGCUUUUAUAUAAAUAAAAGUCUUUAUUAUGUGGAAACUC